Messenger RNA from Schistosoma guineensis, 3380 nucleotides. The record is from the annotation of a GenBank genome assembly. NCBI's taxonomy places the organism in Eukaryota, Metazoa, Platyhelminthes, Trematoda, Strigeidida, Schistosomatidae.
AUGAAUAAAUAUAUUAUCAUUCUAUUAAUUACAAGUUUAAUCCAUACAACAAUAAAUGGUAUUCAGUUAAUAAAUAAACAAUAUAGAAUAGAAACUAUACAAAAUAUAUCAAAUACAGAUUAUACAUUAAUACACCUUCGAAAUAAUCAAUCUACAAUAAAAUGUUCCUUUUGUAAAAUGAUAGUUAAUGCAAUUAGAAAAAUGAUGACAAAACUUUCAACAUUUCAAAUGAUUCAUCUAAUUAUUCAUGAAAUGUGCUCUGUAGUUGAAGAUCAUACAGUAGAGUGUUAUGAUGUGGCUUCACAAAUAGUUGAUUCUUACGUUAUCAUAUUCAAUAGAACUGAAGCAUUGGAUACUUGUAUGCAAGUCAGUUUCUGUAGCUGAUAUGCGUGGCGGAUGCAUUGAGACCGUUUUACAUAAAUUGAAAACAUUUGAUUUUAUAAAGUCUUUUAAAAAACAUUGGUGGAUAAAUAUUUAUCACCAUAUUCAAUAAGUGCCUGUUUUCAAUUUAUUUCUAAUGAUCAUGGAGCGUUUUUUUACAUGAUUUUUAAACUUCAUUUAUUAUUAUUAUUACUCACCAUCUACUGCGGUGUGUACUACCUACAGAUAUAAGUAGUAUGUAUCACUAAUCGAAAGUGAAAUACCCGGCGGUAGAAUGUUAAGAUGAUCGAAGAGAAGAGAAUGAAAACAGAGAGUGAUUAGUGUUGGAACAAAGUUCAGUUUGUUCGUUUUAUGGUAUAUAUCAAGAACUGAUAUUAGUCAGUCAACCUAUGGAGAGUAGGAACCCUUAAAAUUCUCUUUCGUUCUCAUCAGUGAACAUCCACCAUUGAUCAAACCCACAAAAUUUAGGUCUUGCAGAAAGCGGCUAACCGUUAUAUCAUUGAAUCUAGAAAUGAUGAUGUAUAUGCCAAACGUUGUUUAAUUUCUGAUAUCGUAUGAUCGCCUUCAGUUGUCUAUGGUGAGUUAUUGUCUCAUGCUAGACAUGGUUACCGAAGUCUGUUUGUAAUGGAAAUUAUAAAAGUUUAACCGUUUCCAUAAUACUCCUUUUACACUUUAUCCUGUCAUGUUGCCUGAAUACUGCUUAGCGUUUACUCUAAUGUUGAUAUUCUUCAUGAAAUGUAGAUUAAGCUUUAAUGAUUUCGGACCACAGAAUCAGUCGUUACUUAAUUAGAAAAUUUGUCUUAUAUACUCAGUUAGCAUUGUGAUAAUAUAAAUAAAUAAAAUUUUCGAAGAAAUCUGUGUUCUAUCGUUUAUUACAAAAAAGUAUUCAGAUUCAAUAGGCAGGUACUCUGUUAAGUUUAUGGAAAUUACAAUGAAAGCUAACAGAAGCUGAUCAUUUACCUAAUUAACAUUCAAAUUUUUAAUCAUUCAAUCAUUACUACUAAAAUGUUAUAAAGUAAGACAUUGUUACAUUUGCAUUUUAACUAUAGUGCACUGGAAGAUUGGUCUAUCCUGUCAUAAUUUUGAAUAUCACGAUAAAGAGGACCGAUAAUGUAUGGAGUAAAUUACUGAAAAUAAUAUAAAAAAGCAAAAAUCAAUGGUAAUAUUUCUAAAUAAUUAAUUAGAAGGGAAGAGAUACCCUAAAUAAGGAAGUAUUUAAUAGAUUUGCCUAAAACUAGGAAAAGUUAUAAUUAAUGUAUGUUAUGUAAAGUAUCUAUACCAAGAACUAAGCCCUUCGCUAAAUAACCUGAGAUAGAUGUUAGAAAACUCAUAGAAUGUGCCUAAACUUUCACCAACCAAUAUCGUUUUUAUUCUAACCUACUGCACUAUUCAGUGAAACUAUAUAGCCGUCCGACAUAGAUGAAUAUGUAUGAUGUCAUUACCGUCAAAUUUAGUUCGCACUUUCACAUAUCAAAUAAUCAAGUUUUCCUAGUCUCUCUAGCUACAACUAAGUGUUAUCUAGUAUUUACACCAUAAAAACAAUUUUCCAAAGAUAAUUAUGUCCAGUAAUAUGGAAUCCAAGGUAUAUAAUAGUAAUAUUUACUAUGAUGCAUCUGAUUUACCAUUCAGUGUACGAAGUCAUGAGCUUGUUUGGUAAUUUAUCUCUCGUGGAACAUUUUUAAAUUAGAUGGUUCAUUUAUCCAUUCGUUUAUGCUCGUAUGGAGAAAACAUAUGUGGGAUUACUGAAGAGCAAUAAUUGUUUAGCUACAAAUAAGUGAGUUUCAGUUUUGAGCAAACUGGAAUAAUACAUUUAAACCAUUUAAAUGAAAUUAUGUACAGCUAGUGGACUGCUCCAUGUAUAAAUCCUUCAUCUUUAAAUAUUUGUGGAAUCACCCACUGAACACCAGUUUACUUGUAGGCUUUGAGUUACUUGAAGCCGGACAUCGACGUGCUUGUUUACAAAUGUCCAUUACAUCGAAGACACAUAUAUAAACAAAUAGUUUUCUCUCAUUAGCUUCUCAUAAGUUUUAUGGUCACACCUUUAAUUAAACGUUUUAAAGUGAUAGUGAAGAUUAAAUCUAUGUUUGACUGGUCUGUUGUUAAUUUCAUAUGUAGUCUUUCAAAAGCUCGCACCUAAAUAAUGUGUUAGUUAAUAAUCACUAGACUAUUCCAUCGUUUAGUGUCAACUAAUGUUUCCCUUUUUGUUAAUUUUCUCAUUAGGCACUGGGUUUAGAAGCGUAACAUUGUUAAGAAGUCUAAACAGUUCACUCAGUUAGUCUAACACAGCUUUCCUCUGUAAAAGAAUUAAGUUUGCUCAUGCUGUUAAUCUUAUCCAGUGAGUGUAUCAAUCAGCAUUUACAUAAACAGUAUUACUUCGCAUCAAUUUCCCUUUUCGGAAUUGAAGCUUAACCCUGUAUGUGUACUGGUUAUACCAUGAAAAAGGGAUUUUAAAAUUUAAGCAAUGCAGAUGUAGAAACAGUGUUGUUGUCAACUGUUCAUACCAGAUUUAGCAAAGAACAAAAUGAUGCUAAGUGUGUGACUUUUCUAGAGGUUUUCCCGUCACGUACAUAAAAGAAUUUAAAGACGUAUUCAUUGCAAACUAGAAAGCUUGGAACAUGUGGCUGCCAGUUUACUUCAUAUUGGACUAAAAUUAUUUGUUUUUAGCAUCAAUAUUCACAUAAGCUAGGAUAAACCUAUUAAAGGAGGACUGAUAACAUGUAAUUUACAAUUAUGGUUUGAUGUCUAAGUAACUUACAAUCAGGAGCUUACUUACUUACUUACUGUUGGGAUAUUCAGAAAAAUAUCCCAAAAAUUAUUCUGUUAAGCCUAAUGCUACCCUUGGACAUGAAAUGGUAUCAUCUUAUUGGUCAAUAUUUAUUUAACGUGUCAUUUUCCUGCUGGCCAUCAUUGUACAAUGUUAUUUUAUAUUUUAUGGUACGUUGUGGUCUGCUUGACUGGUAUAUAAACAAAGUGUGUUUGAAAUAUAAUGAUUCAUAACU